AUGCUGUCGUCCCUGAAGACCCUGCUGCUGCUCUCGGUCCUGUGCACACCGACCUCCAGCCUGUGCCUCCGCCUCUUCGAGAGCCGCUCUGACCUCCUGUGCGACAACCAGACACCCGCGGAGGUCCGGAGCAGCGAGGACGACCCGGAAUACCCCUCCCUGGACGCCUUGGGGUCCCUGCUCCAGUCCGAGGACUAUCCGUCCUCCGCCUCGGCUGAGUCCAGCCGGGAAAAAAGGACUUCCAGUCCCGCAAACUACAGGUUCCUGAGCCGGACCAAGCUCAGGGGCAAGAUGCUCCGGAACAGCGGGAAGAGUGACCGCAGGAGCAGGCUGACCCUGUCGCUGGACGUCCCGACCAACAUCAUGAACGUCCUCUUCGACGUGGCCAAAGCCAAGAACCUGCGCGCCAAGGCGGCCGACAACGCGCGCCUCCUGGCGCAGAUUGGCCGGAGGAAGUGAACCCGGACAAGCUGACCGCCCGGCCGGGCUCACUCCUGAAAAACACUCACUAG
This is a messenger RNA of Myripristis murdjan (pinecone soldierfish), 512 nucleotides long. RefSeq names its product urocortin 3, like (gene ucn3l). The record is from RefSeq and is a predicted model, not a curated record. Gene Ontology annotation, molecular function: hormone activity; corticotropin-releasing hormone receptor 2 binding. Gene Ontology annotation, biological process: cellular response to nutrient levels; digestion; hormone-mediated signaling pathway. Bases 1 to 459 code for a protein of 152 amino acids. NCBI's taxonomy places the organism in Eukaryota, Metazoa, Chordata, Actinopteri, Holocentriformes, Holocentridae. Gene Ontology annotation, cellular component: extracellular region. The transcript has a single exon.